This is a messenger RNA of Epithele typhae, 561 nucleotides long. RefSeq lists its product as uncharacterized. Bases 1 to 561 code for a protein of 186 amino acids. Lineage: Eukaryota; Fungi; Basidiomycota; Agaricomycetes; Polyporales; Epitheliaceae. The record is from RefSeq and is a predicted model, not a curated record. The transcript has 4 exons.
AUGAAGUUCUCUACUGCCGCUCUGUCCCUUGCCGCUCUCGCCGCCACUGCUUCUGCGCAGCUUGACAUCCUCGUCCCCGGCGGUGACGACCUCUGGUGGCUCGUCGGAUCCGAUAACGUUGUGUCAUGGACCUGCACGACGAACACGAUCCCGCAGUUUACCGUGCUCGUCCAGAACAGCAACCCGAGCGUCCUCAACUCGCCCCUCGCGAUUAUUGCCCAGCAGAACAACUUCGACUGCUCCAAGCUCGUCACGAAGGACCUCGUUAACCUCCCUGUCGCCACCGGUUACCAGAUCCUCUUCGCCAACACCCUCAACAGCUCGGAUAUCUACGCCACAUCCAAGACGUUCGAGAUCAAGCCCGUCGCCUCUGGCUACCCCCCGGCCUCCGCGACGCCCACCGGCGUGUCGUCAGCGGUCGCGAGCAGCACCGGCACUGCGUCGGGCUCUGGAUCCACCCCCACUAGCUCCGCCAACUCCAAGAGCGGCGCGUUCGCCCUUACCGCCCCCGGCACUCUCGCCGCCGCGGCCUUCGCCGUCCUCGGCCUCUUCACCGCGUGA